GCUUCUAACCCUUCUUAUCCCCUCUCGCGCCCAAAACCUCAUAACAUCACAACACAAGCCACGUUUCCUAACUCGGUUACUUUGACUCGGAACGAUUCUCUAAAUUUGAGUAACUCGGAGCGAUUUUCUCUUUUUUUCCUUUCGAUUUUCUCCUUCUUCGUUCGUCAUGCCGAAGGCUAAAGCUGAUUCCAAACCCGCUGAUAACAGGUUAAAGCGCAAAGGCGCAGGAACCGGAACGAAGCAGUCGAAGAAAGCUGCUAAGGAUCCUAACAAGCCAAAGAGGCCUCCGAGUGCUUUCUUCGUUUUCAUGUCUGACUUCAGAGAACAAUAUAAGAAGGAUCAUCCUAAUAACAAAUCCGUCGCCGCUGUCGGUAAAGCUUGCGGAGAAGAAUGGAAAUCGUUGUCUGAUGCUGAUAAGGCUCCCUAUGUUGCUAGGGCAUUGAAGAAGAAAGCAGAGUAUGAGAAAAAUGUUCAGGCUUACAAUAGGAAACAGGCGGGAAUAGAGGAGGAAGAUGGUUCUGACAAGUCGAAAUCUGAAGUUCAUGAUGAGGAUGAAGAGGAGGAGGACGAUGAUGAAGAUGAUGAUGAGUGAAGUUGCUGUUACACGUGAUGAAUCUUAGGAGAAAAUUGGGGAAAAAAUAUUUGUUUUGCUUAGGUUGGGGUUAUAAUAUGUUGUGAUGUAACCAACCCACUUUUAUUAUCUGAUGAUAGUUUAUGAAUUUUUAUUGUCUUGUUGUCUAGGUUUAGAUAGUGAACAAUCCUAAUUACGGUUCAGUAUCAUUAUCCUGUACUUAAAGUCAAUGCUAUGAUACGUUUCAAUUCUGUUCA
This is a messenger RNA of Cicer arietinum (chickpea), 828 nucleotides long. Its product is annotated as HMG1/2-like protein. The record is from RefSeq and is marked validated. NCBI's taxonomy places the organism in Eukaryota, Viridiplantae, Streptophyta, Magnoliopsida, Fabales, Fabaceae.